GGCCCCAGGGGCGCCGGGGCAGGGGCUGCCGAGUCCAAGGAAGGAGGCGAGCAGCCCGGAGAUGAGGAGGGUGGUGACAAAGCAAAGCCAGAGGGCUCUGAUGGAGAGCGGCGAGGAGUCAAGAGACAACGGGAUGAAAAAGAUGAGCACGGCCGUGCUUACUAUGAGUUCAGGGAGGAGGCCUACAACAGCCGAUCCAAGUCUCCCCCGCCACCUGAAGAGGAGCCAAGAGAAGGGGAAGAUGAUGAAACUGUCGUGAUCCUGGACACAUACACUUCUGAUCUCCACUUCAAAGCAAGCAAGGACCGCUAUGGAGGACAGCCGCUUUUCUCAGAGAAGUUCCCUGGCCUUUGGUCUGGGGCAAGGAGCACCCAUGGCGUGACGAAGGGAAAAGUCUGCUUUGAGGCAAAGGUGACACAGAAUCUCCCUGUGAAGGAGGGCAGCACAGAGGUCCCGCUGUUCCGGGUUGGAUGGUCUGUGGACUUCUCUCGUUCGCAGCUAGGUGAGGAUGAGUUUUCAUAUGGCUACGAUGGACGAGGGUUGAAGGCUGAAAAUGGGCAGUUUGAGGAGUUUGGUCAGCCUUUCGGGGAGAAUGACGUGAUUGGUUGCUUUGCUAACUUUGAGAGUGACGAGGUGGAGCUCUCCUUCUCCAAGAACGGGGAGGACCUGGGUGUGGCCUUCCGGAUCAGCAAGGAGGCCCUGGCUGACCGUGCACUCCUGCCCCAUGUCCUCUGCAAGAACUGCGUGGUGGAGUUGAACUUUGGCCAGAAGGAGGAGCCCUUCUUCCCAGUCCCUGAGGACUAUGUGUUCAUCCAUGCUGUGCCAGUCGAGGACCGCGUGCGCACACCACUUCCGCCCAAAACCAUAGAGGAGUGCGAGGUGCUGCUGAUGGUGGGGCUGCCAGGAUCUGGAAAGACCCUGUGGGCACAGAAACACACCGAGGAGAACCAAGAGAAGCGAUACAACAUCUUGGGAACAGAGACCGUCCUGUACCAAAUGAGGACGAAGGGAGUGGAGGUUGAAGAGAUGGACCCCAAGAGCAGAGACCUGUUAAUCCAGCAAGCUGCCCAGUGCCUUAGCAAGCUGGUCCAGAUUGCUCCCAGGGCAAAGAGGAACUUCAUUCUUGAUCAGUGCAAUGUGUACAACUCUGGCCAGCGACGGAAGCUGCUUACCUUCAAGGGGUUUUCUCGCAAGGUCAUUGUGAUUGUCCCCAAUGAAGAAGACUGGAAGAAGAGGCUGGAGCUUAGGAAGGAGGCGGAAGGGGAGGAUGUGCCCGAAUCUGUGAUGCUGGAAAUGAAAGCCAACUUUUCACUGCCGGAGAAGAACGAUUACCUGGAUGAGGUGAUCUAUGGGGAGCUGGCAAAGGAAGAGGCCCAGCCCCUGGUCACCAAGUACAAAGAGGAGGCCCGUAAGCUGCUUCCGCCCUCGGAGAAGCGGGCCAACCGCCGCAACAACCGCAACAAGCGCAACCGGCAGAACCGCAACCGUGGCCAGGCCUAUGUUGGCGGGCAGCGUCGAGGCUAUGACAACCGUGCCUAUGGGCAGCAGCAGUACUGGGGACAGCCUGGAAACAGAGGGGGUUACCGCAACUUCUACGACCGAUACAGAGGGGACUACGACAGGUUUUAUGGACGCGACUACGAGUACAACAGAUACCGAGAUUACUACAGGCAGUACAACCGAGAGUGGCAGAACUACUACCAGGACAGAGACCGGUACUACAGGAACUACUAUGGCUACCAGGGGUACCGGUGAAGUCCCGGCCGUCUGCACCCUUCAGCCAUGCAGCUGAACACGCGGGGGCCCCUGCCACUCCCCGAAACACAACCAAUGGAAACAGGGCUGUUGGGGGGAGAGCGGCGGCGGGGGGAGGGGGGGAGGAAAAAAAACACACAAAAAGAAGAAGAAACUGUAAAUUUUUUUUAAAAGUUUGUUGAAGAGAAUAUUGUCUUAUUCUAUAAAACAUUUCAAACCUAGUUAGACAUUUGUAAUCAGAACGUGUGCGCAGGGUGCAGCACUUAGCGCUGCCCAUCCUGUUCCCUGUGGUGACUGGGCAGGAGAACUACGUACCUUUGAGCGACAUCCUGGAGCAGCUGGGCCAGCGGCUGGCAGGGAGGCACGAGGCAGCGGCAGGAGGACGAGGCGAGAGGCACAGGCAGGCAGGAGGGGCAGGGGGUGUGAGCAGGUGACUCUGAUCAUUAGCUUGCAAAACUAAUCUUGCAAACUAUCCUUUGCUAACCUGGCUUUGGCGGGGGGUGAGGUGCAGGGGACUCAGACCACCGCAGCUUGAGGCGCAGGUAGAGAAGGGAUCGCAUUGACCUUGGUUCCCACUGCAUCUGGCGGGCGCCGGGUGCUACCACACCACACCCCAGGCCGGGAGCCUUUGCCUUCACCCACUGUUGAAUUUCCCCACAGGAGUGCAGGUCGCCUGUCCCCGCAUUCUCAGCCGGCACCAGUGGCCUCGCAGUUCCCCCACCCCUCCCCGAGGCAGCUUCUCAUCUCUAGAGCGUCUGUCUGGGCAGUGGCGGAAGAGAAGGAACAUUUCUCAGGGUUUCUGCAGGAUCUUUUUUUCGUGAGCGUGUGGCAUGUACAUAGGUGACCCGUGCCACGUGUCACCUUGCCUGACAGGUAGCCGAGAGGGCAUAGCCAGUGGCCCCCGCGGUGCUGGCAGUGCAUAUUUAGGAAGCCGGGGUGGUGACAGCGGGCAUCUCACCCACCCUCUCUCUGCUCCAGCGCUGCCUUCUCUGCCUGCACAGCCUGGCCCCAGAGGAGGGGGGGUGUUCCCUAGGAUCCCUCCCCUGCUUGGGGCAUGAAAUUUGGGAUGUCCUUGGUCUCCUGCCGCACCGCAGGGAUGGAGGGGGGCCCUUCCCCAGGCAUGUGCCAGGCAGCUUGGGGGCGGGGGCAGCUGCUCCCGAGGGCAUAGGGAGCCCGUUUGCAGCAGUGGUGGAUGCGGCCGGUUUGUAUUUUUUGCAGGGGAGGGAGGGGGGCGGGGAGCGCGGUUCAACUUUUCCAAUGAUGAUAUUUAGUGUUGAUCUGUAGGAUUCUCUCUCUGCGUUGUUUCAUUCUCGUCCACCCAUCUCCUUCCCUGCCACAGCCAGGCCGGGGGGGGGCCCUUUCCCAGUGAACAGGACGCCUCCUAGGAAGCAAAUUGUAAAUACUCUUGGUCUGAGCGCCCGUGACUUCCCUCUGCUGCUUGUGAUUCACUGUUUGAAAUUCAAACAUUUUUACUUUGUUUCAAGAAUUGGAUUUUCCUUUUUCCUUUUCUUUUUCUUUUAUCGCUGUUACUCUUCUCUGCCAGCCAUUGCAAGCUGUCCCGUCCCCGGCACCCAGCCCAGACUCGCCUUUCCUUCUGCCCACAGCCGGAGACCGCAGCCGGGGGCUCCCGGCUCUGUGCCACUCGCAAAUCCAGGGGCUUUGGGGAAGUGGGGGUGUAGCUCACAGCGUGACCCUUUUUAUAACAAAGCCACAGGUGUUUUAAAUGCUCCAGGCCACUAGAAAAUCUGCUUGGGACAGGGGAAGAGGGGGAAGAGAGAGCAGGAGCUUUCUAGGGAGCCCUGGGCACAGAAGCGUUGUCCGUGGCACCGUGGGGAUUUCUGGAGGGGGCCGUCAACUGUUCUCGGAAUGACUUUUGAAGCUGUAAUCCUUUUUAAAUAAAGAAAUAAAUACAAAAAAAAAACAAAAAAAGAGAACCUUUUCUGGGGGUGACUAGAACUACCACGUCCUUGUCCGUCAGACCAAGAGACCUUUAGCGACUUCGAUAGAUGUCUUUUUUUCCUCUGCACAUUAUUAUUAUUUUUUUUUGUUAAAAAAGAAAAAAAAAUCGAAAAAAUGUAAAUGGUAAAGGAAGAACUUUGCAGCCUGUUCUUAUAAUUUUUUUUUUUUUAGCUCCGUUUAGUGUUUCACGCUCGCUCGUACGUCUUAGUGGCUGUAGAGGGGAGAGCGCGGAGGCUGUGACUGUCUUGACGACCUGUAAAACGUUUUUUGAAGUGGCCAGUAAAAAAGGGUUUGACCAUUGACCAUGUUACCGUGUGUGGUUGUUUACAUCUGUAACGCUUCUUUUUUCCUUCGGCUUCUGGCAAAUGUAGGCGAUUGAUCGCUGCCGUUUUUAGAAUAAAUAACCGUUGGCUUGAC
This is a messenger RNA of Alligator sinensis (Chinese alligator), 4131 nucleotides long. RefSeq names its product heterogeneous nuclear ribonucleoprotein U like 2 (gene HNRNPUL2). NCBI's taxonomy places the organism in Eukaryota, Metazoa, Chordata, Crocodylia, Alligatoridae. Gene Ontology annotation, cellular component: membrane. The transcript has 14 exons. Gene Ontology annotation, molecular function: protein binding. The annotation marks the transcript as partial. The record is from RefSeq and is a predicted model, not a curated record.